This is a messenger RNA of Solanum lycopersicum (tomato), 1078 nucleotides long. The record is from RefSeq and is a predicted model, not a curated record. Lineage: Eukaryota; Viridiplantae; Streptophyta; Magnoliopsida; Solanales; Solanaceae.
GAGUUGGUCACCUAAACAAGAAUUUAGCAGUAUGCUCAUCUCACUCAACAUAACAUAAACAUAAUGUAGCAGGUAUAAUUAGACACAUAAUUCCUUACUAAUUGAUUAUGUUAUUGACCAUUAAGAUGUUUGAUCUCUUACAAGUUCUUUCCAUCAUCAGUUUCUUGGUUCUUCUGAAGAGUGAUGCUCAGGUAAUGCUUGAAGUUCCUUCACUGAUGAAAUGCAAAUUUGACAAAAUAUAUCAGUUAGGUGACUCACUUUCUGAUACUGGAAACUUUAUCAGAGAGGGCUUCCUUGGAGCUUUCUCUCCAUUUGCAAAACUUCCUUAUGGUCAACACUUUCCCCAGAAUCAAUCAACUGGACGAUGUUCUGAUGGUUUGCUCAUGAUCGAUUUCAUAGCACUGGGAUGUGGUCUUCCUCUGCUAAUUCCCUACAAGGAUCAAAAUGGAAAUUUUUCACAUGGAGCAAAUUUUGCAGUAGCUGGAGCUACUACUUUACCAGCUGAAAUCCUGAUAGAGAAGAAUGCACUUCUCCUGGUUGGAGAAAUAGGAGGAAAUGAGUUCAAUUAUGGUUUAUUGCAAGGCAAAACGCUGGAGGAGUUGAGAGCUAUGGUUCCUGAAGUUGUUCAGAUCAUUAUCAAUGCUGUUAAAACAGUCGUUGUUUUUGGGGCUGUUCGAAUUGUUAUUCCUGAGAGUUUUCCAAUUGGUUGUAACCAAAUUUUUUGACAAUCCAAUAAUUCAACUGCGUACCAUUGCUUGAAAGAUUAAAAUAAGUUGGGAUUAUUCUACAAUCAUCCUAUGCAAAAAGCCAUUCAAGAAGUGGAGAAAGAGUAUUCAAACAUUACACUCAUUUAUGCUGACUACUACCAUGCUUAUCUAUGGCUUCUGCAAAAUGCCACAAGUCUUGGUAAGUACUCAAAAUGUAAUUUUUUAUAUUUUAUGAUUAUAACCACACUUCAUUAUUAGCAGAGCCAGAAAAGAAAUUAAAAGAAUGUGAUACAUGAUAUUUGAGCAUGCAUUAUAUACUUUGGAGGAUAUAUAUAUAUAUAUCAAAAAAUCACAUGUUAUUUCGAUUGAAA